Messenger RNA from Arachis stenosperma, 1711 nucleotides. Its product is annotated as heptahelical transmembrane protein 1-like. Lineage: Eukaryota; Viridiplantae; Streptophyta; Magnoliopsida; Fabales; Fabaceae. The coding region runs from base 239 to 1384 and encodes 381 amino acids. The record is from RefSeq and is a predicted model, not a curated record. Gene Ontology annotation, cellular component: membrane. Gene Ontology annotation, molecular function: signaling receptor activity. Gene Ontology annotation, biological process: response to hormone. The transcript is spliced from 4 exons.
UUUAAGUUAACAAACCCCACAGAAUAGAGGCAAAGGUUCCGGAGAGAGAGUGAGACUGAGACUGGUUUAUUUAAUGCUGCAGUUGGGUGCAGUUGUGAAGAAGCCAGACCUCCAUUACUCCAUCGCCAAUUAGCCACACACGCAUCAACACAUUGCAACAUUAAUAUUACUUAUUACGAUCAGAAUUCACAAAGUGGAAAGUGGAACCACAAACACAAGAAAAACGAGAACAACUAACAUGAACUAUAGUGAUGCUGAGAUCAGAAAACAAGGCCAGCUAGUGAAGAAGCGGAAUCAUAAUAAUAAUAAUAAUAAUAAAGGCAAAGAUCAAACAUUACUGAGUUACUCCAACAAGAAGAAGAAGAAGAUGUUGCGACAUGAAAGGAAACGGUACCCUCUCUUGUGUUUCUGGGAGCUUCCAGAAUAUAUGAAGGAUAACGAAUACAUUCUGCGUUAUUACAGAGCCAAUUGGCCUCUCAAACAAGCUCUCUUCAGCGUUUUCCGUUGGCAUAACGAGACUUUGAAUGUUUGGACGCAUUUGCUUGGGUUUCUUCUCUUUCUGGGAUUGACUCUCGCCAAUUUGAUGAAGCCUGGUGUCGUCGAUCUCUUAGGCCUAUUUUCCAGGUCAUUCUCUUCGAGUGCGGAAAAGAAUGUUUCUCAAAGCUUCAAAGAUUUGUUCCUGGGAACAACAACAAUACUGUUUGAUUUGAAACAGCAAGCACCUAUGAAAAUGGAGCCAAAGUCCUUAGAUUUAGUUAUUGCAGCAAGGUGGCCAUUCUAUGUUUUCUUGUGUGGUUCCAUGUUCUGUCUUCUCUCCAGCAGCAUAUGCCACCUCUUCUCAUGCCACUCCCAUUCCUUAAACCUGUUCCUUUUGAGAAUUGACUAUGUUGGCAUCACAGUGAUGAUCAUAACCUCAUUCUUCCCUCAGAUUUACUAUGUUUUCCUAUGUCAGCCUCACUGGCAACUCCUCUACCUUGCUGGGAUCACUGCCAUGGGGUUAUUCACCAUCGCAACGUUGCUUUCACCAACCCUUUCGACCGGAAAAUACCGUGGAUUCAGGGCAAUGUUGUUCUGCUCCAUGGGACUAUUUGGAAUUGUGCCUGCAAUUCAUGCUUCAAUUGUCAACUGGGGGAAUCCUAGGCGCAAUGUUACCUUAGCAUAUGAAUGUACCAUGGCCUUGUCUUACCUUAUAGGGACAUUGUUCUAUGUGACUCGGGUCCCGGAAAGGUGGAAACCAGGGUGGUUUGACAUUGCAGGACACAGCCACCAAAUUUUCCAUGUUCUGGUGAUAGUUGGAGCAUUAGCACAUUAUGCAGCCACCCUUAAGAUGCUUGAUUGGCGUGACAAUUUUGGGUGUGACAAUGGCACUGGCAUAGCUCAAUAAUGAUAAUAUUAUGUUAUAUGUGCCAUAUAAAUAUAAAUAUGCAGCAUAAAAUUGGUUAUUAUUUUUAAAGUAGUUUCUUGUUUAGCUAUAAGAAAUGUUGUUAACUUAUAGUUGAACAGGUUACUCUGGAGAUAUAAGGAGCAAUGUCUUCAGUUUUCAAGCAACUGUGAGAUAAUUAGAAGCUGUUCAUUGAAACAUUAAUACUUGUACUCAAUGUCUGUCUCAGUUUGGUGCCAUAUGUUAUUCCAUUUUUUAUUCAAUUUGUUAGUCACUGUAUGAUUGUAUUUGAAAGACAGUAUACAUAGAUUGUUCUUUUUUUUUUCUCUA